Bolinopsis microptera is the source of this 2694-nucleotide messenger RNA. Its product is annotated as pyruvate dehydrogenase (acetyl-transferring) kinase, mitochondrial-like. Gene Ontology annotation, biological process: protein phosphorylation; regulation of glucose metabolic process. Gene Ontology annotation, molecular function: pyruvate dehydrogenase (acetyl-transferring) kinase activity. Lineage: Eukaryota; Metazoa; Ctenophora; Tentaculata; Lobata; Bolinopsidae. The transcript has 8 exons. Bases 98 to 1270 code for a protein of 390 amino acids. Gene Ontology annotation, cellular component: mitochondrion. The record is from RefSeq and is a predicted model, not a curated record.
CCAUUACUUCUCUUAGCCAAUGUAGCCAUACCGCCAGUUUUAGUUGUAGCUUCAUAACAAACGAAGACACUUGGAAGAAUCCAGAAAAUUGCAAGUGAUGCGCCCAAAUGCAAGAUGUCUUACAACUCUGCUGGACAGGACCUCUUUGUAUCGACCAUCUCCAAUAACCGUAGCUCAGUUAAUUGAGUUCGGGAAGAAGCGAAAUGAGUCCCUCAGCUAUGGUUUCCUUCACCAAGAGCUUCCAAUAAGAAUAUCGCAUAUGGUGAAAGAGCUUCACUUCCUACCAGAGUCAUUACUGGAGCAGCCUUCAGUCAAACAUGUGAAGGACAUGUAUAUUAAAACUUUUGAGGAUCUGGCUGAAUUUGAUCCAGGCGGCACGUACGACGAACAGAAUCUUAGCAAAUUUAAAAGAAGACUAGAAGAAAUCAAGAGGAGGCAUCAAACUGUUGUAGAGAUCAUGGCAGAGGGAAUACUUGCGUUGAAAAACGAAAGUGGCUCAGAUAGAUUCGACCCUUCCAUCAAUUAUUUCUUGGACAGGUUUUACACCAGCCGGAUAGCUAUCAGAGUUCUAAUAUCUAAUCACUUGGUGCUGUUCGGGACAGAGGAAGAAUGUCCGGGACAUUAUGGUAUCAUAGACCCCUCUCUGGAUGUCCAGGACAUUGUUGACGAUGCAGCAAGCAGUGCUAAGUAUCUCUGUAAUCAUCAUUAUGGGGACUGUCCUGAUGUUAAGAUCAAUAUUUUCAAACAGGACGGAUCGAAGGAUGACGAAAUCUCAGUUGUUUACAUCGCUUCUCACUUACAUCACAUGGUCUUUGAACUUAUUAAGAACGCACUGAGGGCGUCAGUUGAAAAUCCGUUCACCGGAGAAAAGCACCCAGUUCAAAUUUGCAUAGUUCAAGGGAAAAAAGACAUCAGUAUUAAAGUGUCUGAUAGAGGCCGAGGAAUUCCUAUGUCUGAGCAGGACCAACUAUUCGACUACCAUUACUCAACAGCCCCAGAGCCAGAGAAAGACUCGAGAAUACCGCCCUUGGCCGGCUUUGGGUACGGAUUACCCCUUUCUCGGCUGUAUGCCCGGUACCUGAACGGUAACAUUCGGUUAGUGAGUGUGGAGGGAUACGGGACUGAUGCUGUUAUUUAUCUACAGAAUUUAUCGGAGAAUGCCAGCGAAGUUCUGCCUCUGUUCAACAAGACGAGUCAGGCGAAGUAUCAGAUUGGAACCAUGGUUCAAGACUGGAAUGUCGCCGGCAAAUCACGACCAAUCUGGUCAUAGACGUAAAACCCUCGACUGUAGCAAGACCAUCGCUAAAAAUACCUUCUCCCUUCUCAACGAACUGAAAGUUUGCUAAAAUAACUAUUACUGCACGAUAGGAACCAGAUUUUGUUGAUUUUAUUUCUGCUAUCCACCAAAAACCGACAGAAAGAUCCUAUCUGAAAACAUAGCUAGAGGGUACAAUGGGCUGAUUGGCAUCUGAUGUGGCUCUUAUUAUCACUGUUUAUAUUAAAGCUUAGCUCUGAAAACUAAAGUUGGUUAUAUGUUCUGGUCCUUUCAAUGAAAAUAUGAACAAAGUUUGAUCAACAUUAGCCUGGGUAAAAAUUUCUUUACAUUUUUAAUAUCCAGGAAACCACAGUCACCAACAUGCAGCCAACUUCAACCAAUGAUAAUAACGACUGAAGUUCAGUGAAGUUGGCUUUAUGUUGGUGUCAGUAAAAUGUAGUCCGUACGUUUAUUAAUACCUGUUUAAAUAUGGUUGUAAGUUAUUCUGCCACUUCCAGGCCUACUCCACAGAAUUAAUCUGUUUGGUCGAUAUCUUGAUCCUUAGUACGAUCCUUAGUAUCCUUACGAAUCCUUAGUACGAUUUUAGAAUUUAGAUUCCGUGAUUUUUAGUAUAGCAAUGCAAAGAAAAUUUUGGUGCAUUAGCAAGUUUUACAUCAAAAUUAGUUCCGUUCAUGCAAAAUUAACUUUCUUACUUUAUAAUGAUUUAACUGAAACACUUUGAUCGUUCCAUGUUAAAAUAUAUUACAAAAUUAACUUUGAUUAAAGGAUUGCGAAAAUCCUGUAUGAUUCAUUCUCGAUUUUAGAUACUGGACAGUUUAUUACAAACGUAGGUUCGAUUUGUGUGUAAAUUAUUUUAAUUUAGCAUGACUAUUAUCAGAGAUUUUUCAAUUACGUUUUGUGACUUUUUAAGCUGACCAAAGGUAAAAAACUGUGAUGUCAAGACCACUUCUGCAAUAUGUUGUGCUAAAAUCUUACACAAGAUGGAACCAAUAUAACAAGAAACGAAUUUUUGAGGUUAUUGAUUGGAAACGUUUUCACGAAGCUUGUUGAAAGUUGUCAUUGGGAAAUGGUAUGGCAACAAGUGCAUAUUCUCAUAAUCAUUGUAAACUGAUUCCCAGUUAAUUACUAGUUUUGAAAAUUGUUGCUAUGUAGGUGACAUGUUCGUCUCUUUAAAGUUAAAACAAUUAAACAAGUGUAGGGUCAUAUUAUAUUAUAAAAAUAAAACAAAGUUUUUUUUCAAGCAUAUUCCGUUUUUUAAUUUCCUUUGUGUUUUGGCGUAUGAUCAAUUCUGUUUAUCUGUAGUUCAUUUCACAAAUCGAGCCAAUUUCAGGAGAUUUGUUAUAAAACGAUUCUUAGAUUGUAAUUUAUAGAUUUUAGACAAGAAUGAUAAUCAAAUUUAUCGAUAUUGAUUUAUCACA